CGUGCGGUGGUGGUGGUAGUAGAAGACGAGUGAGGAAAAUCUCGCGCAGAGAGCGGCGAGGCGACGACAUCAUGUCCGUCCGGCUCGCCUGCCUCCUGCUCUGCUGCCGCAUCCUCGCCGCCGCCGACCGGACGAACGUCGCCACCCUCCCGGGCCUCGACGGCGCGCUCCCUUCCCGCCUCGAGACCGGGUACGUGACCGUCGACGAGGAGCACGGCGCGGAGCUCUUCUACUACUUCGUCGAGUCGGAGGGCGAUCCCGGCACCGACCCCGUCCUCCUCUGGCUCAACGGCGGCAACCGCUGCUCCGUCCUCAGCGCCCUCUUCUUCGAGAUCGGUCCGGUGAAGCUGGUGAUAGAGCCCUACAACGGCGGCCUGCCGCGGCUGCGGUACCACCCCUACUCGUGGACCAAGGUCACCAGCAUCAUUUUCGUCGACUCGCCGGUCGGCGCCGGCUUCUCCUUCUCCCGGGACCCCGGGGGCUACAACGUCGGCGACGUCUCCUCCACGCUGCAGCUCGUGAAAUUUGUCAACAAGUGGUUCGUUGAGCAUCCUGAAUUCUUGGCGAAUCCGUUGUACGUUGGGGGAGAAUCCUACGCUGGAAAACUAGUCCCAUUUCUCGUGCAGAAGAUUUCAGAAGACACUGAAGCUGGAGUCAAGCCUGUCCCUAAUCUCAAGGGAUAUCUGGUUGGUAACCCAAGUACAGGCGAAAGCAUCGAUCACGACACCGUCGUGCCUUACGCUCACGGUGUCGGAAUCAUUUCAGAUCAACUAUACGAGACGAUAUUGGAGAAUUGCGGGAGAGGGGAUUAUGCCAAUCCCAAGAACGGAAUUUGCGCUCAAGCAAUGAACAGGUUCAAUGAUCUCAUUGGAGAAGUUUGGGGGGCACACAUUUUGUAUAAGAACUGCAUUGAUGCGUCUCCCAAACCAGAUGAUGCUACUGCUGGAAGAAAGAUUCUGAAGGAGGAAAUUGUGGUGCAAAACCGUCUGCCACCACGUCCGGCAAUGGAUUGUCAAACCUAUCCCAACUAUUUGUCCUAUUUCUGGGCUAACAGCAACAUCACACGAGAAACCCUUCGUAUCAAGAAGGGAACUGUGGAUGAGUGGGUGAGGUGCGAUGACGAUGGACUACUGCCUUAUUCUGGGGACCUUGGGAGCAUUAUUAAGUACCAUCGUAAUCUUACAUCUAGAGGCUAUCGUGUCUUGGUAUACAGUGGCGACCACGAUUCCAUCGUUCCAUUUCUCGGCACACAGGCCUGGGUGAGAUCACUCAACUAUCCAAUUUUGGAUGACUGGAGAGCCUGGCAUACGGAUGGUCAGUCCGCAGGAUUCACCGUAACAUAUGCAAAUAGCUUGACCUUCGCUACUAUAAAGGGUGGUGGACACACUGCACCAGAGUACCAGCCAGAGAGAUGUCUUGCAAUGUUUGGGCGUUGGAUUUCUGAGAAACCACUUUGAUAUAUAUGAUUGUGUGUCUAAUGAAGGUAUAAUCCUCUGUCAUGUUCAUCGGGCAAUGAGGUAGCUAGCAGUGCACAAUAUGGUCAUAGAGCAGCCACAGCACAGGGCAGUACAUGUCAGAGAGGACCAGAUCAAGUUCUGUAUGGUACUAGAGUGAAUAUGAAAAGAGUUCAAAAUGAUCCUUAGAUCAUCUCUCUCUGUGGUAUAAAUUUGACUCAGAUCAUAUCAUUGUGUGGUAUAAA
This is a messenger RNA of Oryza brachyantha (malo sina), 1699 nucleotides long. Its product is annotated as serine carboxypeptidase-like 18. The record is from RefSeq and is a predicted model, not a curated record. The transcript has 13 exons. NCBI's taxonomy places the organism in Eukaryota, Viridiplantae, Streptophyta, Magnoliopsida, Poales, Poaceae. The coding region runs from base 72 to 1457 and encodes 461 amino acids. Gene Ontology annotation, biological process: secondary metabolic process; proteolysis. Gene Ontology annotation, molecular function: acyltransferase activity, transferring groups other than amino-acyl groups; serine-type carboxypeptidase activity.